AAAUUGUACGUCGCGACGGCAGCACACGCGUCGCUCUCGAGCAGUAGUAACAUUAAAAUCACGCAGUCAAAAAAAUAUAUCUCGCAUCGGACAAAAUCUCAAGUGUGCUUCGGUUGUUGGUUUCCCCUCAAAAAACCAAUCAAGGAAAAAUAAUAAUAAAUUGUGUUUCAAUGUUGUUGCAAAACGCCGCCAAAUAAACCCAAAAAGGCCCUUGUACUCAAAUGGCGCCCAAGACGUGUGCUUUUCUUUCCCACAAGAAUAUCUAAGAUCUUAGAACCCCAAAAAGAACCCCGAAAUUCAAAAUAGAAUAGAAAAGAAAACAAUCUAAAGCCAAGGUCUAGUGUUAGAAAUACACAAAUACAAGCAUUCCAAAUGUUGUCCUGUUUGGCGCCGUCGUCUUCACGUUUCGGCCAAGAGGAUACCAUCAUACAGCAGAGCAUGCCAUCCACCGCCUUCACCAUGCAGUUUCCCUCGCUGGCCUCCAGUCUGCUGCACCACAACCAGUCGCCGAAGCACAGCAAUCCAGGCAAUGCGGUCCAGGAUGCCCAGAUAGCACAGCCAGGUCCGCCAGCAGAUGCCUUUAUGGUCAAUUGCACCCAGUGCCACAAGCGAUUCAUAGGGUUCCAGAGCCUCAGCGAGCACAUUGCCAGCGAGCAUCCCCAUGACAAGCUGAACUGCGGUGCUGCCCAGCCUGAGAGUGAUGCUGAGGAUGAGCAGAGCAAUCUCAGUGGCAGCAGCAGUCGGCGGUACAUCAAGUCACCAGCUCAGGCCAACACCUCAAACAAUAACAACAUCAGUGCCAAUCCCACCAGCAACACCAACUCCAGUAACAAUAAUAAUAAUAACAAUAGCGAGCUGACCAAGAACCACAACAACAACAACAGCACAACGCCAAAAAUGUCACCCAUGUGCUCACCUGGCUCCAUGCCACCAAGUGACUUGUUUGCUCACCUGCCACACGGAACGCCUCAGUUGCAAUUGCAAGCCCAGUUUAUGGCCGCUGCCUUGGCCAUGCAAUCCGCCCGUACGGCGAGCUCCAGUUCGCCACAGCAACAGCAGCAGCAGCAACUGCAGCAUCACCAGCAGCAACAGCAACAGCAGCAGAUGGCCUUGCAGCAACUGCUGCCACCUCAGCUUCCAGGAAGCAAUAGCAGUGUGGGCAGCAAUUCAGCCUACGAUCUGGAUUUGAGUGCUCCCCGAUCCACCUCCAGUCCAGGGUCCACCACUGGAGAUCGAGAGCUGGGUGGAGCUUAUCCCUGCAUGCAGUGCACGGCUGCCUUUGGCUCACGAGAGCAGCUUGAGCAGCAUCAACUGCUGCACUCGCCCUGUGGCCAGCCAGCAGCGCAGAAUGUCUCUCAGACCUGCCGGAUCUGCCAGAAGGCGUUCGCGAAUGUGUAUCGCCUGCAGCGUCACAUGAUCAGCCAUGAUGAGAGCGCUCUGCUGCGAAAGUUCAAGUGCAAGGAGUGCGACAAGGCCUUCAAGUUCAAGCAUCACCUCAAGGAACAUGUCCGGAUCCAUUCCGGGGAAAAGCCCUUUGGCUGCGACAACUGCGGCAAGCGCUUCUCCCACUCGGGCAGCUUCUCCUCCCAUAUGACGUCCAAGAAGUGCAUCAGCAUGGGCCUCAAGCUGAACAACAACCGUGCUCUGCUCAAGCGUCUGGAGAAGAGUCCCGGUUCCGGAGGCGGCGCUCGUCGCUCGCCCUCCGAUCAGGGCCUCAAGCCGGAGCAGCAAUCGGGCCUUCCGGGACUGCCCAAUCCGAUGAUCUACUUUGCCAGCGAUGCUCAAGGCCAGGCGGGAAAUGCGGCUGCUACGCCUUUCCAACCCUUCCAUCCCACAAACUACAUGAAUGCGGCUCUGUUUUCCUUCCCCAAUCCCUUCAUGGCUGCCGCCGCUCUGGAUCCUCGUGUUCAUCCGUACAGCAUCCAGCGACUGCUGCAACUCACGGCUGCAGGUCAGCAGCAGAGGGAGGAGCAGGAGCAGCAACAGCAGCAGCAGCUGGAGCAGGAGGAACGUGAGCCCGAGGAGGAGACACCGGAUGAGCCCAAACUGGUCAUGGACAUUGAUGAGCCGGAGACCAAGGAUCUAAGGGCACCCACACCCGAAAUCCGAGAAGCGGCAGCGGCUCCCAUUAAGCAGGAGCCCAGCAGGGAAGCCUCUCCAGUUCCUGAGAGUGCUCCCGCUUCGCCGCAGGAGAUCAAGCAAGAGCAGGUACAGGAACCGCUGUCUGUAGAAGAAGUGGAGCCACAGUCCUCAGUUGAAGAGCCCUCCCAAGUAGAGCAACCCGCCGAUCUGCGCUGCAGUCGCUGCUCCAAGCAGUUUAACCACCCAACGGAGCUAGUACAGCACGAGAAGGUGCUGUGUGGCCUGAUCAAGGAGGAGCUGGAGCAGCACUUCCAUCAGCAACAACAGCAGCAGCAACAACAACUACAGCACCAGACCACGUCCUUUGUGAUGCCCUCCGCCAGCGAAGAAGAUGAUGAAGACGAGGAGAUGGAAGAGGAGCCGCGACAGGAGAGCGGCGAGCGCAAGGUGCGAGUGCGAACGGCCAUCAACGAGGAGCAGCAGCAGCAGUUGAAGCAGCACUACUCCCUGAACUCGCGACCCAGCAGGGAUGAGUUCCGAAUGAUAGCCGCUCGCCUGCAGCUCGAUCCGCGCGUAGUCCAAGUCUGGUUCCAGAACAAUCGAUCUCGCGAGCGAAAGAUGCAGAGUUUCCAGAGUAAUCAAACCACACCAGUGGCCAACAAUGAAGUGCAGACUUCGCAGGUUUCACGUGAGGAUCAACCCUUGGAUCUGUCCAUCAAGCGAGAUGUUUUGACGCCUAAAAGCGAGAGCUCGCCACCCUACAUACCGCCUCAGAGUACUGAGGCCCUGAAUCCGGAGGCCGCCAUCAAUCUGAGCAGGAAGUUCUCCAGCUCCGCCUCGAUGUCGCCAGCCUCGAUUUCACCCUCAUCCGCGGCAGCCCUGUACUUUGGCGCUGGCCCGCCGCCUUCGCCGCCCAACAGCCAACUGGAGGCCACUCCUCGGACUGCCGGCCAGGCCUUCCCAGGACUGCCCUACAUGCUGCCCAUGCCCCGACUCCCCAUGGAGGCCCUGUUCCAAAUGCGUCCCGGUGGCGAAUAUGCCCCCAAUCAUCCCCUGAUGAACAGUAUUAAGCUGCCCGAUUAUCGCGGCACAAGUCUGAGUCCCGGCGGAUCAGAGAAGCGUUCGUGGCGCGAUGAUGACUCGCGGAUCUCCCAUGAGGAUGACUUCAGCGGUGGACUGCUGCCGCCGAAGCCGAGGCGAGGCAAACAGGAGACCCAUGGCCAUGCCGGCGAUCCCGAUCUGCCCUUUGUGUGCGAUCAAUGUGACAAGGCCUUCGCCAAGCAGAGCUCAUUGGCACGCCACAAGUACGAGCAUUCCGGUCAAAGACCCUAUCAGUGCAUGGACUGCCCCAAAGCCUUCAAGCACAAGCACCACCUGACGGAGCACAAGCGUCUGCAUAGCGGCGAGAAGCCCUUCCAAUGCUCCAAGUGCCUGAAACGCUUCUCGCACUCGGGCAGCUACAGCCAGCACAUGAACCACCGCUACUCCUACUGCAAGCCCUACAGGGAAUAGGUAAGCGACACCUCAGUGCCGCCAACCUGCCAACCAGGAGCAGUUCCCCAGCCGCCGGGAGGAGCGCCGCCAGCGCCGACGUCCAAUCGCGGACGUCGUCGGGUUCAGGCAAUAAAUCCAGCGUAUCCGCCGCACCAGCACCAGCAUGCCCACCAUCCUCACCCACAUCCCUUGGCUGCCAUGGCCGCCUAUCAGCAACAGCAGCAGCAUCAUCGUCUGGCCUGGAACGGAGCCGGAGUGAUGUUGCCACCACCGCCCAGUCAGCAGUCACAUCGUCUGCCUGCUCCACAUCCGCCGCCGCUGCUUUCGGGAGCGGGCUUCGGUCAGCCUCCGCCAACGGCAUCGCAGUUCUUUCACCAUCAUGCAGGACUGCUACCACCACCGCCCCCGCCGCAGCAGCAGCAGCACCAGUCGCAGUCGGCUGUGGGCACGCCUACGUCCUCGCCCGCCUUUGACUUCUUCAAUGCCAAAAUGUUUCCAAAUUAAGCUAGAAACGGGUUCGCGUCCGCGCUAGCUGCAAGUUUCCGCCUCCCACAAGGGUUGGAGAACGCGCUUAGCGGGGACUCGGAACCAGGUGCAGUACACGACUUACAGGCUGUACUUAAUAUAACAGACGGAACCAGAAAAAUCUCAGAACGUGCAGGAACACACAACACAACGCGAGCACCUUUAGACCGAGUCGGAAGAGAGAAAUAUUUUUUAUAGCCAUUUAACCUACCAACAAAAAAAAAAAAAAAGGAGGAGCAGCGAAAAAAACACAAAAACAACCUUUCGUAUGAGCGAAUUUAUUAUUUUUAUUAUAUUUUUUACAAAUGUUGCAACCACUUUUGUUUUUUUAGUAUUCAUUUUACCUUUAAUUUUAGCGCCUAAGUUUCGGUCAGAGAUAUAGAAUUAUCUAUUUUUUUACAUUAUAUAUUAUAAAUGAAUGUUUUUAGUUUAUAGAAGCUGGCAACCCAGUACCAAGUGCUGCAAAAUACUCAACAAAAAAGCAUAGAUCCUUGAUGGAAUAAAUAUGUAUAAAUAUUUUGUACGAUUAAGGUAUAUACGCUUAAGUUUUUAUAUAUUCUUUAACCUUUUAGUUACACCUACAAACCUCCGGACCAAAAAGAAAGCUAAAAAAUAAAAAAAGAAAUGAAACUGACAAUACCGAGACGAGACCAGAGAUACAGAUACAAAAGUAUUAUGCAGCAAAAAACUGUAUUAAAGUCACCACCAAACACACACACAACAUUGUAAAGUCCAAGCCCCCUUUUUGUUUAUAUAGUUUAACAUUAAUAUGGAAAACCCACCGCUUGCCCGCGUUUCAAGCUCUCUCUCUCUCUCUCUUACUUAAGGAACUUUGUCAAAAAAAAAGUACUUUCUCAAACUACGCUUUAGUCCCCUUAACCUCGUAACCUCCUAACCCUUAAUCCGGAGCACGAACACCUACAAGAUCAUUCCAUUUUGGCCAGAGCAGGUGCAAACUUAUAUGCAUUUAGGCCUUCGGCUCGCCGCUCGCCACUCGCUACUCGCCAAUCGACAGACAGAGACACGUUUGUAAAGCUAAAAUAUUCGCAAAAACCCAACUAAAUCUAAAUCUAAAUGCUAAAACUAAAAACUAAUGCUAACACUAACAUUUAAUAUAUAUAUAAACGAAACAAAAACGAAACACACAAAAACUUAAUUUGGCCUUACUAAAGAUUAUUUAACAAUUAAUGAAUUAAUUCAAAAACUGUGCUUAGUUAUUAGGUAGAAAGAAGACGUUUGAGAAACCUCAAGCAAAAGAAAAACCUUUGGAAAAGUCUCGCAAAAAAACAUAAAUUAGCAAAAUUCCAUGUGCGUAUUAAAUGUAAAAAAAUCAAAAAAGAAAAAGAAAAACCAAAAAACCCUAUUAACUAUCAAAGUGUUUGCCAUGACAAUAAAUUUUACGAUAAAAGUAAUGCUUUCGAUUCCAGCGCUAGCCAAAAAAAACCAAAGAGUCAACUUCACUUUAAAAUCGUUUCAAUCUAUAUAUCUUUAAAUUGAGAACAACAAGAUCAACAACAAAAGGUUUCCAGAACAACGAACAUUUCUUUUUUGAUGUUUAAAUUUGUCCCAAGGAAUUUAUGCCCAAUGAUUUUCUUGCUUUUCCAGACACAAAAAACCGCAAAAACAGAAAACGGAGAACGAAAAACUCACAAAAAAAAUGCAUUUAAUACUUAAUUAAUUUUUAUAUAUUUGUAUUUUUAACUGACGAAGAGGAGAAUGUAGGAGGAGAGUAUAUAUAUAUAAAUAUGUGUAAAUAUACAUAUAUUUUUUUGUAAAUUAUUUCGCAAGAACAAAAGCUAGAGAAUCCAAAAACAAAAAUCGAAAACAAACGCGCCCUGUUAUACUCGAGUUGAGAUACUUCAGAAAUUCAAAUAAACAGCCAGCACACACGUUUAGCAUAAAUUUAAAAUAAUUACCAUUACUACCGUAAAUACUUAGCCUAGUUAAUAAAUCCUUAACAACAACAGAAUGUUAAACUUUAACAUUAAAAAAAACUCACUUAUUUUUAAGCGCAAAUACUAUGUGGUUUUGUGAUGGAGAAGAGUUGAAUGUUGCCACCAGCAUGGAUAUUUGCACUCUAGGGCCUUAUAUGAAAUACACACUACACACACACACUCUCGUACAUAAACAUAAACAAUUGUUAGUUAUUUAAUGAUACAAACACCUACACUUAGUCGGCAAAGGACGAGAGCCUUUCGUCGUUUUUAAAAUUGUGUUCCAAACUCCGCACUCUGUUCUUUCCGCCUCUAUAUUUCUGUUAAAGUUGUUCAUCUUCACCACCACCAACCUCAAUCUUUGUGUAAAUAAGCGGAGCAGGAAAAUCAGUACUUGUACUUGUGUAUUAUUUGUUUUAUUUUCGUAUGUUCAACAAUAGCGAUUAGCCACCUUUAAGUUAUCAAUUAAGUUACCUCGUUGAAACGGCAUCAAAUGUUCAUUUUAUUGCUCAAAAACCGCUACAAAAACAACAUCUGAAAAAUAAAUUAAAACAAGUAACCAAUAAAAAAAUAUAUUGAGAGACGAAAGAGAACAACAAA
Messenger RNA from Drosophila kikkawai, 6635 nucleotides. It is a transcript of the gene zfh1, whose product is annotated as Zn finger homeodomain 1. The record is from RefSeq and is a predicted model, not a curated record. Gene Ontology annotation, biological process: regulation of DNA-templated transcription. NCBI's taxonomy places the organism in Eukaryota, Metazoa, Arthropoda, Insecta, Diptera, Drosophilidae. Gene Ontology annotation, molecular function: DNA-binding transcription factor activity, RNA polymerase II-specific; DNA binding.